Phacochoerus africanus (Common warthog) is the source of this 16022-nucleotide messenger RNA. It is a transcript of the gene USH2A, whose product is annotated as usherin. NCBI's taxonomy places the organism in Eukaryota, Metazoa, Chordata, Mammalia, Artiodactyla, Suidae. The transcript is spliced from 71 exons. Gene Ontology annotation, molecular function: protein binding. Bases 8 to 15622 code for a protein of 5204 amino acids. The record is from RefSeq and is a predicted model, not a curated record.
UGUAAACAUGCAUCGCCUGGCUCUUUCCCUGGGCCUCGGCUUCUUGUUUCACGUCCCUGAAACGUGGCUCUUUGCCUAUUUCGCUUCCGUGUCGUGGGCUGACACCCAGGGCCUUUUCCCCAGGCUGGAGAACGUGGGCGCUUUCAAGAAGGUCUCCGUCGUGCCAACCCACGCGACUUGUGGCCUCCUGGGCCGGAGCACUUUUUGUCAGAGCCCAGCUGCCGCCGAGAGCCUCCGGGCCUGUCCCCAGCAGUUGUGCAUUCAGGAUUGCCCGUACCGAUCAUCACCCGCCACCUACACGGCCCUUUUCUCAGCGGGCCUCCGCAGCUGCGUCAUCGUGGACAAGCGAGACUUGAGUCCCAAAGCCCAGAGCCGCUCUGCAAGCCUCAUUUUUGGAAAUCACAAGAACUGCUUUGCUUCUCCCCCGGCUCCAAGGCUGGCAGCAUCAUUUACUCUGGCUGUGUGGCUGAAAGCUGAGCAAGAGGGUGUCAUGUGUGUCAUAGAAAAGACGAUGGACGGGAAGAUUGUGUUCAAACUUACAAUAUCUGAGAAAGAGACCAUGUUUUAUUAUCGCACAGUAAAUGGUUUGCAGCCUCCAAUAAAAGUAAUGACACUGGGGAGAAUUCUUGUGAAGAAAUGGAUUCAUCUUAGUGUGCAGGUACACCAGACAAAAGUCAGUUUCUUCAUCAAUGGUUUGGAAGAGGAUAAUACAGCUUUUGAUACAAGAACUCUAAGUGGUUCCAUGGUAGAUUUUGCCUCUGGCACUGUGCAAAUAGGACAGAGUUUAAAUGGUUUAGAACAGUUUGUUGGAAGAAUGCAAGAUUUUCGACUAUACCAAGUGGCACUUACAAACAGGGAGAUUCUGGAAGUUUUCUCUGGAGAUCUGCUCAGACUGCACAUCCAGUCCCACUGCCGCUGCCCUGGCAGCCACCCUCGGGUCCAUCCUUUGGAACAGCGGUACUGCAUCCCGAACGGUGCAGAAGACACAACUAGUGAGAGGGUGUUACGGCUGAGUCCUGAAGCCCAUCCGCUUUCUUUCGUCAAUGACAACAAUAUUGGCACUUCGUGGGUUUCACGUGUGUUUGCAGACAAUAGCCAGCUUGAUCAAGGAGUGACUAUUUCAAUAGAUUUGGAAAAUGGACAGUAUCAGGUAUUUUAUAUUAUCAUUCAGUUCUCUAGUCCACAACCAACAGCAAUCCGGAUUCAAAGGAAGAAGGAAGACAGCCUAGAUUGGGAAGAUUGGCAGUAUUUUGCUAGAAAUUGCAGCACUUUUGGAAUGAAAAACAAUGGAGAUUUGGAGAAAUCUGAUUCUGUCAACUGUCUUCAGCUUCCCAAAGUUGCUCCAUAUUCUCGUGGUAAUGUCACCUUCAGCAUCCUAACACCUGGACCAAAUCAUCGUCCUGGGUACAAUGAUUUCUAUAACACCCCAUCUCUUCAAGAGUUUGUGAAAGCCACACAAGUACGACUUCAUUUCCAUGGACAAUACCAUACCACUGGGACUUCUGUCAACCCCAGACACAGAUACUAUGCAGUCAACGAAAUCACCAUCACUGGGAGAUGCCAGUGCUAUGGUCAUGCCGAUAACUGCGACACAACACGCCAGCCCUAUCAGUGCCUCUGCUCUCCGGAAAGCUUCACUCAAGGACUCCAUUGUGAUCACUGCUUGCCUCUUUAUAAUGACAAGCCUUUCCGCCAAAGUGACCACGUUCAUGCUUUUAAUUGUAAACGCUGUGAAUGCAACGACCAUUCGAGAAGCUGUCACUACAACAUCUCCGUGGACCCCUUUCCAUUUGAGCACCACAGAGGGGGUGGAGGAGUUUGCGAUGACUGUGAGCAUAACACUACAGGAAAGAACUGUGAGCUGUGUAAGGAUUACUUUUUCCGACAAGUUGGUGCAGAUCCUUCAGCCGUAGAUGUUUGCCAGCCCUGUGAUUGUGAUACAGUUGGCACUAGAAACAGUAGCGUCCUUUGCAAUCAGAUCGGAGGCCAGUGUAAUUGUAAGAGACAUGUGUCUGGCAGACGGUGCAAUCAGUGCCAGGAUGGAUUCUAUGACCUACGCAAGUGGGAUCCCGAGGGCUGCAGCCCAUGCAACUGUAAUGCCUCUGGGACAGUGAAUGGAGAUAUUACCUGUCACCCAGAUUCAGGCCAGUGCAAGUGCAAAGCAAAUGUCAUCGGGCUUAGAUGUGAUCAUUGCAAUUUUGGAUUUAAAUUUCUCCGAAGUUUUAAUGAUGAUGGAUGUGAGCCCUGCCAGUGUAACCUCCAUGGCUCAGUGAACAAACUCUGCAAUCCUCUUUCUGGGCAGUGCGAGUGCAAAAAAGAAGCCAAAGGACUUCAGUGUGACACCUGCAGAGAACACUUCUAUGGCUUGGACACGGCGGGUUGUAAGGCCUGUGACUGCGACCUAGCUGGGUCCCUGUCUGGCACGGUCUGCGAUGCUCAGACAGGACAGUGCGUUUGUAAGCCCAGUGUCGGGGGGAGACGGUGCAGCGAGUGUUUGGAGGGAUACUUCUACCUCCAGCAAAAUCAUUCUUUCCUCUGUCUGCCUUGUAACUGCGAUAAGGCUGGGACAGUCAAUGGCUCUCUGCUGUGUGACAAAUCAACAGGACAGUGUCCUUGCAAAUUAGGAGUAACAGGUCUUCACUGCAAUCAGUGUGAGCCUCACAGAUACAAUUUGACCACUGGCAAAUUUCAAGGCUGCCAGAUGUGUGAGUGUGACACCUUGGGGACAGUACCUGGGACUGUCUGUGACCCAGCCAGUGGCCAGUGCCUGUGUUUACCUAACCGUCAAGGAAGAAGGUGUAAUCAGUGUCUCCCAGGUUUUUAUAUUUCUCCAGGUAAUGCCACUGGCUGCCUGCCAUGUUCAUGCCACACCACUGGUGCAGUUCAUGACAUUUGUGAUAGCUUGACUGGUCAGUGCCUUUGCCAAGAUGCUUCUGUUACUGGACAAAGUUGUAACCAUUGCAAAGACCUUCACUUUGGAUUUGAUCCUCAGACUGGAAGAUGUCAGCCUUGCAGUUGUCACCUCUCAGGAGCCUUGAAUGAAACCUGUCACUCAGUCACAGGCCACUGUUUCUGUAAACAGUUUGUCACUGGCUCAAAGUGUGAUACUUGCGUUCCCAGCGCCAGCCAUUUGGAUGUGAACAAUCCGCUGGGCUGCAGCAAAACUCCAUCCCAGCAACCUCCACCCAGAGGACAAGUUCAAAGUUCUUCUGCUAUCAAUCUUUCCUGGAGUCCACCUGAUUCUCCAAAUGCCCACCAGCUUACUUACAGUUUACUCAGGGAUGGUCUUGAAAUCUACACAACUGAAGAUCAAUACCCAUACAACAUUCAGUCCUUCUUAGACACUGGCCUGUUGCCGUAUACCUCCUAUUCCUAUCACAUGGAGACCAGGAGUGUGAGCGGUUCCACAAAGAGUGCAGCUGUCACCUACAAGACAAAACCGGGGGCUCCAGAGGGAAGCUUGAACUUGAGUUAUAUCAGUCCUGUGCACUCAGACUCGGUGACGCUGACCUGGGCGACGCCUUCAAAUCGUUCUGGUCCCAUAGAGAAAUAUAUUUUGUCGUGUGCUCCCAUAGAUGGCGUCUACCCAUGUGUUCCUUAUGAAGGUCCUGAAACCACAGCUACCAUCUGGAAUCUGGUUCCAUUCACCAAGUACCAUUUUACUGUACAGGCAUGUACCAGUGGGGGCUGUUUACACGGCUCCCCCCUUACGGUGACCACAGCCCAGGCACCUCCCCGAAGGCUGGAUCCUCCGGUGGUGCGGAAGAUCAGUGCCUCAGAGCUUCAUGUAGAAUGGGCCCCUCCAGUGGAACCAAACGGCAUAAUUAUAAGAUAUGAACUCUACAUGGUAAGACUGAGAUCCAGUGGAGAAACCAGGUCAGCAGAAAGUCGAGUCUUUCAGAGCAGCGGCUGGCUCAGCCCUCACCAGUUUGCCACAUCAGCCAAUGAAAAUGCUUUAGAACCACCUCAGACAACCACAGUCAUCACUGGCUUGGAGCCGUACACCCAGUACAAGUUUAGAGUCUUAGCUGUGAAUAUGGCUGGGAGUGUGUCUUCGGCCUGGACCACAGAGAGAACUGGAGAAUCAGCUCCUGUGUUCAUGACCCCUCCUACCGUCUCGCCCCUCUCACCACACUCGCUCAAUGUGUCCUGGGAGAUGCCGGCAGACAACGUUACAAGAGGGAAGGUCGUAGGAUGUAAUAUCACUAUGAUUUCUGAACAGUCACCCCGACAAUCUCAUCCGGUGGUGUUUUCACAGGUGUUGUACACUGCUAAAUCCCAAGAACUGUCUUAUGUUGUAAAAGGACUAAAACCUUAUAGGAUAUACGACUUUACUGUUUCUCUCUGCAAUUCAGUUGGUUGUGUAACCAGUGCUUCGGGAGCCGGACAGACUUUAGCAGCAGCACCCGCCCAACUGAGGCCGCCUCUGGUGGAAGGAAUCAACAGCACAGCCAUGCGUCUUUGGUGGCUGGCACCUGAAGAGCAGAACGGGCCCCCUCCUACUUAUCAGCUGGAAAGGAAGGAGCCCUCUCUCUCGGCUCCCAGUGCUCCGAUGAUGAGAGGAACUCGUUUCAUCGGACAUGGAUAUUAUAAGUUCCCCAGCUCCACGCACCCCGUCAAUACAGACUUCACCGGCAUUAAGGCCAGCUUUCGAACAAGGGUGCCUGAAGGUUUGAUCGUCUUUGCGGCAUCACCUGGCAGUCAGGAAGAGUAUUUCGCACUUCAGUUGAAGCACGGACGCCCUUAUUUUCUCUUUGAUCCUCAGGGGUCUGCAGUGGAAGUUACCACAACUAAUGAUGCUGGUAAACAAUAUAGUGAUGGCAAAUGGCAUGAGGUCAUCGCUAUUAGGCAUCAGGCUUUCGGCCAAAUCACACUUGAUGGGCAGUACACAGGUUCCUCGUCCACCCUGAACGGUAGCACUGUUAUUGGGGAGAACACAGGCGUGUUUGUGGGAGGGCUCCCCCAAAGCUACACCAUCCUCAGGAAGGAGUCUGGCAUAAUUCAAAAGGGUUUUGUGGGCUGUCUCAAGGAUGUGUAUUUUAUGAAGAAUUAUAAUCCCUCUGCUACUUGGGAGCAUCUGGUUUGGCAGAGUUCUGAAGAGCGAAUCAACGUGUAUAGCAGCUGGGAGGGAUGUCCCACUUCAUUACAAGAGGGAGCCCACUUCCUAGGGAUGGGGUUCUUGGAACUUUAUCCGUACAUGUUUCACGGUGGGAUGGACUUUGAGAUUUCUUUCAAGUUCAGAACGGACCGAUUGAAUGGACUGCUUCUCUUCAUUUAUAACAAAGAUGGACCUGAUUUUCUUGCUAUGGAACUGAAGAGUGGAAUAUUGAGCUUCCGGUUAAAUACCAGUCUUACCUUUACCCAAGUGGAUCUGUGGCUGGGGCUGUCCUAUUGUGAUGGAAAGUGGAACAAAGUGAUUCUUCAAAAAAAAGGUCCCCUCGUAUCAGCCAGCGUGAACGAACUGACGGAGCGCGUGUCCCAGUCUGGAGCUCAGCCACUGGCGGUGAAUUCUGACAUCUAUGUGGGAGGAGCCCCGCAGCAGCUGCACGACUCUUAUAAACACCUGCACCUAGAACAAGGUUUCGGUGGUUGCAUGAAGGAUGUUAAAUUUGCAAGGGGUGCCGUCGUUAACUUGGCAUCUGUGUCCAGCAGUGCUGUCAGAGUCAAUCUGGAUGGAUGCCUAUCAACUGACAGUGCCGUUAACUGCAAGGAGAAUGACUCCAUCCUGGUUUACCGGGGAAAAGAACAGAGGGUUUCCGACAGUGGUCUCCAGCCUUUCACAGAGUACCUGUAUCGAGUAGUCGCCUCCCAUGAAGGAGGUUCAGUCCACAGCGACUGGAGCCGGGGCCGCACACCAGGGGCAGCUCCGCAGAGUGUGCCAACACCCUCAAAAGUCCGAGGCAUCAAUGGCUACAGCGUCGAGGUGACCUGGGAUGGACCUGCUGUGGUGAGAGGUGUAAUUGACAGGUACAUUCUGAGAGCCUACGGCCAGGAGGCUCACCCUCUGCCCCGCACGCCCGCUGCCAGCUCUGAGCUUGUCAAUACCAGCAGCUUCACAGGCGUAUUGACAGGCUUGCUCCCCUUCAAAAACUAUGCAGUAACCCUGACGGCGUGCACUUUGGCUGGCUGCACCGAGAGCUCGCAUGCACUGAACGUCUCUACUCCACAAGAAGCCCCACAAGAGGUUCAGCCUCCAGUAGCCACAUCCCUUCCCAAUUCUUUGCUGCUCUCCUGGAAUCCACCCAGAAAAGCAAAUGGUCCUAUAACUCAGUACUCUUUAUAUAUGGAUGGGAUGCUCAUCUAUGCAGGCAAUGGAGAGAACUGCACAGUCACAGAUUUAGCGGCAUUUACGCCCCACCAGUUUCUACUUAGUGCCUGUACACGUGUGGGAUGUACAAAUAGUUCCAUGGUCACACUGUCCACAGCACAGCUGCCACCAGAACGUGUGGAUCCCCCGAUUCUGACCAUCCUGGAUUCUAGAACUAUAUACGUACAGUGGAAACAACCAAGAAAAGUAAAUGGAAUUCUGGAGCGCUAUGUAUUAUAUAUUUCAAAUCACACGCAUGAUUUUACCAUUUGGGAUGUCAUCUAUAACAGCACAGAACUUUUUCAGGAUCACAUGCUACAAAACCUCUUCCCUGGUACUAAAUAUCUCAUCAAGCUAGGAGCUUGCACGGAGGGUGGGUGCACAGUGAGUGAGGCCAGCCAGGCCCUGACUGACGAGGGGGCCCCUGAAGGCGUGCCAGCCCCCAAAGUGCACUCGUAUUCACCUCACUCCUUUAACAUCUCCUGGACAGAGCCUGCACAUCCGAAUGGUGUUAUCACAAGUUAUGGACUCUACCUAGAUGGUAUCUUGAUUCAGAAUUCCUCGGAACUCAGCUGUCAUGCUUAUGGAUUUGCUCCUUGGAGCUUCCAUUCCUUCAGAGUCCAAGCUUGCACGGCCAGAGGUUGCACUCUGGGCCCACUGGUGGAAAACCGAACUCUCGAAGCGCCUCCUGAAGGAACAGUAAACGUGUUUGUCAAAACAGAGGGACCGCGGAAAGCCCACGUGAGGUGGCAGGCACCUCGUCACCCUAAUGGCCACUUAACAUGCUCCGUCCUUUUUACUGGCACUUUCUAUGCUUCCCAAGCGGACGAUAACUACACUCUUCUGCACGGCACACAAACCAUGCACAGGGGCGAAGAGACCGACGGCUGGAUACGCGUCGACGGCUUGGUUCCUUUCACUAACUAUACUGUCCAAGUGAAUGUUUCCAACAGCCAAGGCAGCCUGAUAAGUGACCCCGUAAUGAUUGCAAUGCCGCCAGGGGCUCCAGAUGGUGUGCUGCCUCCGAGGCUUUCAUCUGCCACUCCAACCAGUCUUCAGGUUGUCUGGUCUACACCAGCUCGUAACAACGCUCCCGGCUCGCCCAGAUACCAGCUCCAGAUGCGGCCCGGCCCCUCCACCCAUGGGCUUCAAGAGUUAUUUUCCAAUCCUUCUGCAUCGUUAAGCUACGAAGCGAGAGAUCUCCAGCCGCACACGGAGUAUGCGUUUCAGCUGGUGGCCUCCAAUGCUUUCGGCAGUGCGCGUAGCGCGUGGGUCCUGUUCACGACCGCAGAGGACAAACCUGGACCUAUGGACCCUCCAGUUCUUCUGGACGUGACGUCCAGGACGUUGCUGGCCACCUGGCAGCAGCCCUUACAAUGCAAUGGGGUCAUCACCCAUUAUAACAUUUACCAAAACGGCCAUCUGUCCUUGAAAACCUCUGGAAACGUCACUCAUUGUCCAGUGCUGCAUCUACGCCCAUACACUGCCUAUACGUUUCAAGUAGAAGCUUGUACUUCGAAAGGAUGCUCCCUCUCUCCCGAGUCCCAGGCCGUAUGGACGCGCCCAGAUGCACCAGAAGGCAUCCCAAGUCCAGAGUUGUUCUCUGACACCCCGACAUCCGUGAUCAUGUCUUGGAGGCCCCCCACCCAUCCCAACGGCCUGGUGGAGAACUUCACAAUCGAGAGAAGGGUCCGAGGGAAGGAAGAAGUUACCACCCUGGUGACCCUCCCCGGAAGUCAUCCCAUGAGAUUUAUCGAUAAGACGUCCACCCUUAGCCCAUGGACCACCUACGAAUACCGGGUCCUCAUGAGCACCCUGGAUGGAGGUGCAAACAGCAGCGCAUGGGCAGACGUGACCACAAGACCCUCGCGACCUGCUGGGGUGCAGCCCCCCGUGGUGGAUGUGCUAGGACCCCACGCAGUCAAGGUCACUUGGAACCCCCCCCUCAUCCCGAACGGCGACAUCCUCAGCUAUGAGGUCCGCAUGCCCGACCCGCAGGCCACCCUCACCAGCCUCACUUCCUCCACGUUAAGUCACGUCGUGACUCAUCUGAUUCCUUUCACGAACUAUUCUGUCACCAUCGUGGCUUGCUCAGGGGGUAACGGGCACCUCGGCGGGUGCACAGAGAGUUUACCCACCCCUGUGACCACACACCCAGCCCUGCCCCAAGGUCUGAGCCCGCUGUCUGUGAUCCCACUGAGCCCAUCGUAUGUGGGCAUUUCUUGGCAGCCGCCGUCCAGGCCCAAUGGACCCAAUUUGAGAUAUGAGCUUCUGAGACGUAAAAUCCAGCAACCACUUGCAUCAAAUCCCCCGGAAGAUUUAAAUCUGUGGCACAAUAUUUAUUCAGGAACUCAGUGGUUUUAUGAAGAUAAGGGUCUUAGCAGGUUUACAACGUACGGGUACAAGGUCUUUGUACACAACAGUGUGGGCUUCACAUCCAGCCAAGAAGCCACCGUGAGGACGUUGGCCGGGCGUCCAGAGAGAGGAGCAAACCUCACAGCAGUUGUUCUUAACCACACGGCCAUAGACGUGAGAUGGGCUACACCAACUUUUCAAGAUCUACAAGGUGAUGUUGAAUAUUACACACUUUUUUGGAGUUCGGCCACCUCCAAUGAAUCUUUAAAAAUUCUCCCAGACGUAAACUCGCAUGUCAUUGGCCACUUACAUCCAAACACAGAGUAUCGGAUUUUUAUCUCUGUGUUCAACGGAGUGGGCGGCAUCAACAGUGAAGUACUGCGCGCAACCACGUGCGAAGGGGAGCCUCAGGGCAUGCUUCCUCCAGAGGUUGUGAUCAUCAACAGGACAGCUGUACGUGUCAUCUGGACAGCUCCUUCCAACCCAAACGGCGUUGUCACGGAAUAUUCUGUCUACGUCAAUAACCGGCUCUACAAGACUGGCAUAAAUGUGCCUGGGUCUUUCAUUCUGAGAGACCUGUCCCCCUUCACCAUCUAUGACAUUCAGGUUGAAGCCUGCACACAAUACGCCUGUGUGAGAAGCAACGGAACCCAGAUCACCACCGUGGAAGAUACUCCAAGGGAUAUACCAGCCCCCAUGGUUCGUGACAUCACUUCCAGAUCCCUUCGCAUUGAUUGGGUGUCUCCAGGGAGGCCCAAUGGCAUCCUUCUCGGAUACGAUCUCUUACGGAAAACAUGGCGUCCAUGCCCUGAGACCCACAAGCUAAUCGGGGGCCACAGUGGGGAACUCUGCAAGGCAGUGAAGUGUCAACAACCAGAAACGCUCUGUGGACACAGGUGCUACUCUCCUGAGGCUAAGGUCUGUUGUCGAGGAACUCUCCACGACCCCCGACCUGGACACCGCUGCUGCGAAGAGAAGUACAUUGCAUUUGCCGCUAAUGCAACUGGAGUUUGCUGUGGUGGCCGAGUACGAGAGGCGCAACCAAACCACCAGUGCUGCUCGGGGUAUUACGUUAGAAUUCUCCCAGGUGAAGUAUGUUGUCCAGAUGAACAGCACAAUCGGGCUUCCACUGGCAUCGGCGACUCCUGCUGUGGCAGAAUGCCAUAUUCCACCUCAGGAAACCAGAUUUGCUGUGCUGGGAGGCUCCAUGAUGGCCAUGGCCAACAGUGCUGUGGUGGACAGAUUGUGAGCAAAGAUUUGGAGUGCUGCGGGGGACCACAAGAAGGUGUGACAUACAGUCGCCUUCCAGGGAUGUUCUGUUGUGGGCAGGAUUAUGUGAAUAUGUCAGAUACCAUAUGCUGCUCGGCUUCCAGUGGAGAGUCUAAAGCACAUGUUAAAAAGAAUGACCCGGUGCCAGUAAAAUGCUGUGAGACUGAACUUAUUCCAAAGAGCCAGAAAUGCUGUAAUGGAGUUGGAUAUAAUCCUUUGAAAUAUGUUUGCUCUGACACGAUUUCAACUGGAAUGAUGAUGAAGGAAACCCAGGCGUGCAGGACCGUCUGCCCAGCAUCCAUGGAAGCCACAGCACACUGCGGCAGGUGCACCUUCAACUCUACCAGCCACCUUUGUACUGUGAUCAGAGGAUCUCACAAUUCCAUCGGGAAGGAAUCAGUUGAAGAAAUCUGCUCAUCCACUGAAGAGACUGUUCACACGGGAGGUGUCAACACACUUGCCUUCACAGAUGUGAACCUGGAGCCGUACGUGACAUAUGAGUACAGGAUUUCUGCAUGGAACAGCUAUGGGCCAGGAUUCAGCCAGGCAGUCAGGACCAGAACAAAAGAAGACCUGCCUGAGGGUGUGAGUCCCCCCAGGUGGACCAGAGCAGACCAUCUUGAUGACGCAAUAGUCUUACACUGGAGGAAACCUGUCCAAUCAAAUGGUCCCAUUAUUUACUACAUCCUUCUCCGAAAUGGAAUUGAAUGUUUUCGAGGAACAGCGUUAAGCUUCUCUGAUACAAGAGGAAUUCAACCUUUUCAGGAAUAUUCAUACCAGCUGAAAGCUUGCACAGCGGCUGGCUGCACCACCAGCAGCAAGGUAGUGGCAGCUACGACCCGAGGAGUCCCGCAGCGCGUCCCUCCGCCCACCGUCACCGCCCCCAGUGCCGAGGCGCUGCACGUGAGCUGGGAAGUCCCUCCGGAGCCAAAUGGCAUCAUUAAAGAGUACCAGCUCUGGCGGGUUGGGAAAGGGCUCAUCUACACUGACACCACUGACAGGAGGCAGCAUACGAUCACAGGUCUGCAGCCGUACACCAACUACAGCUUCACCCUUACAGCUUGUACAUCUGCUGGAUGCACGUCAAGUGAGCCUUUUCUAGGUCAGACCCUGCAGGCAGCCCCUCAAGGAGUUUGGGUGACGCCUCGACACAUUAUUGUCAAUUCUACAACAGUGGAAUUGUAUUGGAGUCUGCCCGAAAAGCCCAAUGGCCUCAUUUCUCAGUAUCAGUUGAGUCGUAAUGGAACCAUGGUUUUCCUGGGCGGCAGCGAGGAGCGGAAUUUCACUGAUAAAAACCUGGAGCCCAACAGCAGGUACACGUACAAGUUAGAAGCCACAACUGGAGGUGGCAGCAGUUCUAGUGAUGAGUACAUUGUACAGACACCUGUGCUGACACCAGAAGACAUCCAGCCUCCACACAACAUCACAGUCAUUGGGCCUUCUUCCUUGUUUGUUGCUUGGAACCCGCCAGGGAUCUUUGUCCCCAAAAUGCCUGUGGAGUAUAAUGUCUUGGCCAACCCUGGAAGUGUGGCACCUCUGAUCUCCUCCGUCGGCCAAAAUCAGUCCACCCUUCUGGAAAAUUUGGAUCCAUUCACACAGUACGAGAUAAGGAUACAAGCAUGUCAAAAUGGAGGCUGCGGAGUGAGCAGUAGGAUGUGUGUCGAAACGUCGGAAGCAGCCCCCGUGGAUUUAAAUCCCCCUAUUCUUCAGGCGCUGGGGUCAGCCUGUGUAGAGGUGAAGUGGAGGCCUCCUCAAAAACCAAACGGAGUCAUCACCAACUACUUUAUUCACAGACGUCCUGCUGGCACUGAAGAGGAAUCUCUUUUGUUCCUCUGGUCAGAAGGAGCCCUUGAAUUGAUUGACGAUGCAGAUACUCUGAGGCCUUUCACGCUCUAUGAAUAUCGGGUCAGAGCCCUAAACUCCAGGGGCUCCGUGGAGAGUCCGUGGUCCUCCGUACGGACUUUGGAAGCCCCACCUCGAGAUUUGCCAGCGCCCUGGGCUCAAGCCACUGGUGCUCAUUCAGUUCUGCUCAACUGGACGAAACCAGCAUCUCCCAACGGCAUCGUCUCCCAGUACCACGUCAUCUACCAAGAGGCACGUGAUGACCCCGCGUUGAACGCCUCUGCUGUGCGGGCUUUCACCGUGACAGGAGCAACCCAUCAAGCCCACCUGUUCGGGCUAGAACCCUUCACCGCUUAUCGCAUUGGUGUUGUGGCCAAAAACCAAGCGGGAGAAGUUGCAAGCCCCUGGACUCUGGUUCAGACCCCAGAAUCGUCUCCAAGUGGGCUGAGCAACUUCACCGUGGAGCAGAAAGAGAACGGCCGGGCGUUGCUACUGCAGUGGUCAGAGCCCGUGCGAACCAAUGGUGUGAUUCAGACGUACCACGUCUUCAGUCACGGCGUCCUGGAGUACACUGGCCGGCAGCGUCAAUUUCUCUUCCGACGCCUGGACCCUUUCACCCUCUACACGCUGACCCUGGAGGCCUGCACCAGGGCAGGCUGUGCCCACUCGGCGCCCCAGCCCCUGUGGACGGAGGAAGCCGCCCCCCACGCUCAGCUGGCUCCCACCGUCCAGUCUGUGGGGUCCACCAGCGUUGAGCUGAGCUGGUCAGAGCCUGUUAGCCCAAACGGAAAGAUAAUUCGCUAUGAAGUGAUUCGCAGAUGCUUCAAGGGACAAGCUUGGGGGAAUCAGACAGUCCAAGCUGAUGAGAACAUCGUUUUCACAGAGUGUAAUACCGAGAGGAAUACAUUUCUGUAUAAUGACACAGGUCUGCAGCCAUGGAUGCCGUGUGAGUAUCAGAUCUGCUCUUGGAAUUCCGCAGGCCACACCUGUAGCUCUUGGAAUGUGGUAAGGACAAGGCAAGCCCCUCCAGAAGGUCUCUCUCCACCUGAGGUCACCCGGGCAUCUGCAAAUCCCCCCAAACUGCUGAUUUCCUGGCUUCCACCAAAACGGACUAACGGCGUAAUCCAGUCCUACAGGCUUCAAAGGAACGGCGUACUCUAUCCCUUCAGCUUUGAUGCUGUGACUUUGAAUUACACCGAUGAGGAGCUGCUUCCUUUCUCCACGUACAGGUACGCGGUCACCGCCUGCACCGGCGGGGGCUGCGCCACCAGCCGACCCACCAGCACCACCACCCCCGAAGCUGCCCCUGCAGGGGUCAGCCCUCCGGCUCUUUGGCCCAUCAGCUCCACUCAGAUAAAUGUAUCUUGGUCACCGCCAUCAAUUCCAAAUGGGCAGAUCACUCGGUAUUUACUCAGGGUGAAUGGUAAGGAGUACCUGGCCGGCCAGAGCCUGUCACUGCUAAUGUCCCACCUGCAGCCUCACACCCAGUAUCACUUCUCCCUGGUGGCCUGUACCAGCGGGGGCUGCACAGCCAGCACCGCCCGCUCUGCCUGGACGAUGGAGGCUCCGCCCCAGAACAUGGACCCUCCCAAGGUGCAAGUCACGGGCUCCGAAUCAAUAGAAAUCACCUGGAAGCCUCCACGAAGCCCAAACGGCCGGAUCAGAAGUUAUGAGCUCAGGAGGGAUGGGACCAUUGUGUACGCCGGCCUGGAAACGCGCUACCACGACUUCACGCUCACCCCGGGUGUGGAGUAUGGCUACACGGUGACGGCCAGCAACAGCCAAGGGGCUGCUGUGAGUCCGCUGGUCAGGGAUCGGACCAGCCCCUCGGCGCCCUCAGGGAUGGAACCUCCAAAAUUGCAGGCCAGGGGGCCUCGGGAGAUCUUUGUGACCUGGGACCCUCCCGUAAGGUCGAACGGGCCCAUCGUCAACUAUUCCAUCUUCAUCCGAGAGCUGUUUGAAAGAGAAACAAAAACCAUACCCAUAAACACCACUCACGAUUCUUUCGGCUCUCAGUCGCUCGUGGUAAACCAGCUGAAGCCCUUUCACAGGUAUGAGGUUCGCGUUCGAGCCUGCACCAGGCUGGGAUGUGCAUCGAGUGACUGGACAUCCACCCAGACCCCUGAAACGGCACCCGCGAGGCAACCCCCUCCACAUCUAGAGGUCCAAACGGUUCCCGGAGGGUUCCAGCCAGUGGUUUCCCUUCUCUGGACAGGACCCCUCCAGCCAAAUGGAAAAGUUUUAUAUUAUGAGUUGUACAGAAGACAAACGGGACCUCAGCCGGGGGCAUCCAAUCCAGUGCUGACCUAUAACGGGAGCACAAGCUCCUUUUUGGACGUGGAACUCUUGCCUUUCACAGAGUAUGAGUACCAGGUCUGGGCCGUGAAUGCCGCCGGAAAAGCCCCCAGUCGCUGGACGCGCUGCAGAACGGGGCCCGCCCCCCCGGAAGGUCUCAGAGCCCCCGCAUUCCACGUGGUCUCUCCCACCCAAGCAGUGGCCAACAUCAGCGCCCCCCAGAAGCCCAACGGGAUCAUCAGUCUCUACAGACUGUUCUCCAAGGACACGGGCGGGGCCCAGACGCUGCUGUCCGAAGGCCUGGCCACCCAGCAGACGCUUCACGGCCUGCAGCCGUUCACCACCUACUCCAUCGGGCUGGAGGCCUGCACCUGCUUCAACUGUUGCAGCAAAGGGCCGACAGCAGAGCUGAGAACUCCUCCCGCUCCACCUUCGGGACUGUCCCCUCCCCAAAUCCAGACGCUGGCCUCCAGGACAGCCUCCUUCCAGUGGAAUGCCCCGCUGUUCCCCAACGGUGUCAUUCUAAGCUAUGAGCUCCAGCUCGACGUGGCUUGCCCUCCAGAUUCAGCCACCCGCUGUACCCCCAGCCAGCCAGAGACAAAGUACACCGGGCCAGCACGGAGAGCCAGCCUCGGGGGUCUCCAGCCCUACACCAGCUACGAGCUGAGGGUGCUGGCCCACAACGAGGUGGGGAGCACGGCCUCCGAGUGGGUCAGCUUCACCACCCAAAGAGAAUUGCCCCAGUACCUCGCCCCGUUCUCCGUGGACAGCAAUCUGUCGGUGGUGUGUGUGGACUGGAGCGGCUCCUUCCUGCUGAACGGGCGGCUGCAGGAGUUCGUCCUGACCGAUGGGGGGCAGCGCGUGUACCGUGGAUCGGACACCGCCCUCUGCAUCCCCAGGACCGCGGACAAAACUUUCUUUUUCCAGGUCACCUGCAUUACAGAUGAAGGAAGUGUAAAGACACCUUUGAUCCAAUAUGCUACCUCUACUGGAUCUGGCCUGGUGCUGACCACUCCUGGAGGAAAGAAGGGACCCGGGAGCAGAGGCACGGACCUGUGCAGCCAGCUGUGGUUCAUCGUGUUGAUGGCGGUGCUGGGCCUGGUCUUGCUGGCCGUCUUCCUGUCCCUGAUACUGCAGAGGAAACUCCGCAGGGAACCGUAUAUCCGAGAGAGGCCUCCCUUGGUGCCUCUUGCGAAGCGGAUGUCCCCGCUGAAUGCCUGCCCGCCGGGGGACACCCACAUGGGCUUAGUUGAUACCAAAAUCCCCCGGUCUGGGACACCUGUGAGUAUCAGGAGCACCCACAGCCUGUCUGUACUGCACAUCCCAAGUCAGAACCAAGUCGGCCAGACCUACUCGCAAGGCUCCCUCCACCGCAGUGUCAGCCAGCUCAUGGACAUUCAAGACAAGAAGGUCUUGAUGGAUGACGCACUCUGGGAAACCAUCAUGGGCCAUGAGCGCGGACUGUGUGUGGAUGGAGAGGACCUGGCGAAUGCCAUCAAGGGCUUCAACUCUGUGACGAAGGAACACACCACGUUCACCGACACCCACCUGUGAGGGACGGAAGCCCAGGAGACGUACGGCUGGAUGCGGGCUCCACACCCCCUCCCCACUGGGUUACCGCACAUCAGAAACGCUAAAAAGCCAUGGCUUGUGAUCCCGUGACCCUUUAAAAAAAAGAGGACUGUUUUCGAAAUGGGUCUUCCCUAAGCGAGGUCUAAGAGAUGGUAUUUUUCUGGCUGUCUGAAAGGAGGGGUUAUCUGAAAUUUUAGGUCCAUAUGAAAAUACGCAUUGUGCUCUCCUUGUUUUGUGGAAGCUAAAUACACGUGUCAUGUUCACUUGGCUGUUUGGCAGUAACACCACUGGUUACAUGAAUAAUCAGUGACGAUUUCAAGGUGGCCCACAGUGGCCGCCAACGAAGUGAAGAUGCUAAUUUAAAAAUUAGGGAUUCGGAGUU